Alexandromys fortis (reed vole) is the source of this 3710-nucleotide messenger RNA. It is a transcript of the gene Mtpap, whose product is annotated as mitochondrial poly(A) polymerase. The transcript has 9 exons. Bases 17 to 1759 code for a protein of 580 amino acids. Gene Ontology annotation, molecular function: poly(A) RNA polymerase activity. The record is from RefSeq and is a predicted model, not a curated record. Gene Ontology annotation, cellular component: mitochondrion. Lineage: Eukaryota; Metazoa; Chordata; Mammalia; Rodentia; Cricetidae.
UCCUGCUGCCUUCACAAUGGCGGCUCGCGGCGUGGGGCUUUUGACCCGUUUGCCCCUACAUUCCCAGAGAAGGAGCCGCGUCCAGCGUUCUAUUCCCAGGCAUUUCAGUUGUCCAGGGACUGUAGCCGCGAACUUCGGGAGCGAAGAGCAGCCUUUAGACGGCUCUGAAGACAAGAUCCCCAAAAAGAGAUUCUCUGAGGUGCAGAAGGAGAGAAGAGAACAGGCUCAGCGGACUGUUUUGAUACAUUGCCCAAAUAAUAUCAAUGAGAAAAAGUUUCUCAAGUAUUUAUCCCAGCAUGGACCAAUUAAUAAACAUUUCUUCUAUGAGAGCUUUGGCUUUUAUGCUGUUGUAGAAUUUUGUCAAAAAGACAGUGUAAACUCUUUGCAGAGUGAAGCACAUACUCCAAACAUGAGCACAGAGUCUGCAAUUCCAUUUAAGUCACGUUUUUUGAACUUAAAGCUGAAAAAUCUAUCUAAUAAGAUACCUGAGCAGUUAUGUGCACAGACAAGCAAUCAGUCGCCUCCUUCAAGCAAGAAACUCUUUGAAUUGCUGAAUUAUGCAGAAAGCAUAGACGAUCAGCUGCACACUCUCCUGAAGACCUUCCAGCUCACAGAGGAAAAUGUCCGGCUCCGCCAUCUCACCUGCUCUCUCAUUGAGGACAUAGCUGCUGCAUAUUUUCCUGGCUGUGUCAUUCGGCCCUUUGGCUCCUCAGUGAACACAUUUGGCAAAUUAGGAUGUGAUUUGGACAUGUUUUUAGAUUUAGAUGAAAUUAGAAAACCCAAUGUUCAUAAGAAUGCAGGGAAUUUUUUGAUGGAAUUUCAAGUGAAAAAUGUUCCUUCAGAAAGGAUUGCAACCCAGAAGAUCCUGUCUGUAAUAGGAGAGUGCCUUGACAACUUUGGCCCUGGCUGUGUGGGUGUUCAGAAAAUACUAAAUGCUCGAUGUCCUCUCGUGAGAUUCUCCCAUCAGGCCUCUGGAUUUCAGUGUGAUUUGACUACUAACAAUAGUAUUGCUUUGAAAAGUUCUGAACUCCUUUAUAUAUAUGGCUCCCUGGAUUCAAGAGUCAGAGCCUUGGUGUUCAGUGUGCGAUGCUGGGCUCGAGCACAUUCGUUAACAAGCAGUAUUCCUGGUGCGUGGAUUACAAACUUCUCCCUAACAGUGAUGGUCAUCUUUUUCCUUCAGAGAAGAUCGCCCCCCAUUCUUCCAACUCUGGAUUCCCUAAAAUCCCUAGCAGAUGCUGAAGAUAGAUGUAUCCUAGACGGGAAUAAUUGUACAUUUAUCCGGGACUUGUGUAAAAUUAAACCUUCAGGAAACACAGAAACAUUAGAAUUACUACUGAAGGAAUUUUUUGAGUAUUUUGGCAAUUUUGCUUUCAAUAAAAAUUCCAUAAAUAUUCGACAGGGAAGGGAGCAGAACAAGCCCGACUCCUCUCCUCUGCACAUCCAGAACCCUUUUGAGACGUCUCUCAACAUAAGCAAGAAUGUGAGUCAGAGCCAGCUGCAGAAAUUUGUGGAUUUGGCCAGAGACAGUGCCUGGAUCUUAGAACAGGAAGAUAAGGGUCAGCCUUCCCCUUCAAGUAAGCAGCCCUGGGGGCUGGCCGCCCUCCUGUUGCCUCCUGGGACAGCCUACCCAUCUCUCUCCAAGAAGAAGAAAAAGCUAAUGAGUGAAAAAGUCAAAGGCUUGUUAGCAUCCAUAAAAAGUAGCAGUACAGACAUUUCCAAAGGCACCCAUGGAAAGAGAGCAAUCAGUACACAGGCAUGAUGGCAACUGCUUUGGAUCCCGGGAAGAACUGCCAUGGAACUUUGACAGGCCUUAAUUUUUAUCUGAUCCCAUUUGUCACCAUCUCAUUAUGCUUUUACUUCACCUGAAGUUCUGAAUAUUUCUUUCCAAUCAGGUGAAAUUUUAUUAAAAUAUCAGUGGCAAAGAAUACGUAAGAUACAUAUUUGAACUCGGCAAAGUAUAUGGUAAAAUCAGUUUUAUCAGCAAAUUAGUUGAUAUUUCUGUCAGUUUUUAGAUGGAAAUAAUUUCAAAACAUUUCUAAUUAUCCCCAUGUACAGGUGAUGAAUGCAAUAAAAUUCCAAAAUUUGGUAAUACUCUUUAAUAUCUAUAUUGUGUUUUCAGCCAGAGUUCUCUUAUUAGGUGUUUUCUUUUUUGAUUGCUAUACAAAGUAAUGGGUUUCACAAUGGGCUCCUGUAUAGACUCUGUCUUUGUGAACCUUCCCCACCCUUCCAGCAGCCUGUCUGGUUUCCAUCUCCCACCUGCCCUCCCCUCCCCGUACGGCCUACCCCCCAUGGUCCUUCCAUGCUGUGUACAUACAUGCAGAGAGAGGUAAAGUCAGCUGUGACUUUCUGGGUCAUUGACAGCUUAGCAGCUCCCGACACAGUCACAACAUCCGCGUUCUAAGUCAGAUAUGUAAAUUAUGGAUAAAUUGUGCUUUAAACUAUAUUUUAUUUAGAAAUCUAAUUUUAUUUUUGUUUUCAAAAAUAAAACCAUUUCUACUGAAAUGUGAAUAGUAUUUCUAAUAUUUCUUCACUUCUCUUUUUGAGAUCUCUCUGUAAGAAAUAAAUACAUUUACAGAGACAUAUUUUAUAUUGUAUUCUGUGUAGUAGCUUUUCUAGAGAUAUCAAUGGUCUAGAGUUAAAACUUGGCUUCAUGGCAGGUCGCUGUCCUUGGCUGAGGUUGUUACAGCCUCAGAAUGGGAGUAAUAGUGCCCACUGCUCUAGGAUGUGUAGCUGAGGUACAGUAAAGGUGUUGGUCAACGCCUGACACAGUCAGUGCUACAGGCUGAACCCGCCAGCAUCCCAAACGCAGCAGACACAGUCAUCCUCUACGUGUGUGCCUAAUGACGAAAUUGGGCAGGACCAGGUCCACGCACUGCAUUCGCUCCUCCAUGCUCUGUGCACGUGUAGCCUGCUGUUACUUGUUACUGACGUUAUCUGUGAAAGUGGCUCACGAUUUUCCACUUCAGGGACUUUCUGGUUGUUUGAGAUGAGGGAUGCUCACCCUGUACUUACCGCUGCUGCUGCUGCUCUCUUGACUUUGGGGGCAUUGUCGUAGGCAAACACUCCACCUCAGAGUUUAUAGUCUACAGUUAUUCUUCCUGCUACUCAAAAUUCAUAUUUGGAGCCUGUAGUGGUUUUAAAGUUUUAGAACAGAAUUCUAAUGAACUUGGGAUAAUGAGGAAAUCGGCAACUGUGGAUUUCUGAAGCGAAUCUGCUCACGGUGUGCUCUCACCACUCAGAGCCAAUGCCAAGCCAGCAGCAGCUUCCUUCUACCGGCGGUACCCAGCAAAGGCUGCUUUCCUUUGUUCUUGGAGCUCCUUGUGUGAGGUAGAGCUUGAACGUUUCCGGCUGCAGUGACUUUCUUUCUCCAGCCGCAUAUUUUCUUUUGUGUAGAUUUUAUUUUAUGUUAUUUAAGCACCUAAGGUGUAUGUAUGUCAGUAUUCUUUUUUAAAAUUUUUAACCUAUUCUCUUUUACCGUGAUACUGAUAGUCUGUCUUUUCACAUCAAGAUGUAAUUAUGUGAUGAAUUUUAAUGUAAAUUCUGUUUUGAGACAGGGUUCAUGCAGCUCUGAGUGACUGUGAGCUCACUAUGUAGCGGAAAAUGACUUUGGACUCGAGCCUGUCUCCCAAGUGCUAGAAUUACAGGUGUGAGUCCUACACCUGGCUAAAACUUUUAGUAUACAAUUUUAAAAUAAAGGUUUUAUAAACAUU